GUCGCUGUUUAUUACAGGCUGGGUUUGAGCUUUAACUGGCAGAUCCAUCCUGCUCUGCCUGACAGAGCAGCAGCAAUACAGUGUGGAGAAGACAUCUCUGCCUGAGGUGGACUCGUCUCUGCAGCAUACGAUAACUUGGCUGCCAUUUGCAGUUUCCAUGGUUUCUUGCAUUUAAGUAUAAAUCCAAUGUGGAUGUAAAUACUCGUAAGAGUAAGAUGAGUGCAGACAGCAAGAGUAGCGUUUCAGAAAGUUUGGUCCUAGAUGACUCUGAGAAAGGAGUCGUCAUCACAGGAAUCACAGAUGACAUAAUCGCUGCAGAGAGCGGCCUGCAAGCAGGUGAUGAAAUUGUUGCAGCCACUAUACACCUUGAUCAUCUGAACAAAAAUGAACUGCUUAACAUCCUGAGGGUCCUGGAGCCAUAUGAUAACAACAUGAAGGUUCUGACAAAGAAGGAACUGACCACCAGUUCUGAACUCUACCCUACACAGUUGCUCAACCAAACCAGAGGCCUGUCACUGGAUGCAGCUGAGGCACUAGCUGUCUCCCUUAAUGGCCAAGGUGGAAAGCUAAAUGCUGCACAGGGGUUGGGAGGUGAAAUAAGUGGCCCCACUCUCAAUGGAGACCUUCCAAAUCUCAGUCUAAAUAAGCCCUCAGCCGAUGCUGGUGCCAGUUUCACAAUGCCCUCCCUUGGACCAACUGGGCCAGAUAUAAAAGGAGAUCUAGAUGGCACUCUUAAAGCACCUGAUGUAAGUGUCUCACCUCCCACAAUCAAUGCACCUAGCGCCUCGCUUGACAUUGAGAAACCAGAAAUGAAAACAGGCAACCUGAAAUAUAAGAGCCCAAAAUUCACAAUGCCACACUUCAAUCUGCCUCAGAUCAAAACACCAAAGGAAGAAAUAGAUGUUUCAGGUGAUGCCAAUAUUCCUUCUGUCAGUGGAAACCUAGGAACACCAGACCUUAAUCUGUCAGGCCCAGAUUUGGACCUAAAUGGGCCAAAAGUAGAUCUGAAUGGUCCUGAUGUAAAUUUAGAAACCCCAAAUGCUGAUAUUGAGGCACCGUCAGGCAAAAUCAAGUGGCCCAAUCUGAAAUGGAAAGGUCCUAAAGUUAAAGAACCAGGUGUCAACUUAAAUGCCGACCUGUCUGCACCUGAUGCCAGCCUCUCCACACCAAAGACUGAUGGUGAUGUAAGUGUCCCAGAUGUUGAUGUUAACUUACCCCAAGCUGACAUCAAAGAACCUGAUGUAGACAUUGAUGCCCCAUCUGGUAGAAUUAACUGGCCUCAUCUGAAGUGGAAGAAACCCAAACUUCAUGGCCCAAAAGCUGAUCUGGACCUAGAUGCAAACCUAAAUACACCAGAUGUUGAUCUCUCUGUACCAAAAGUGGAGGGUGGAAUAAAUGCCCCAGAUGUAGAUAUAAAUUUGCCAAAGGCAAGUGCUGAUCUAGACAUGCAAACCCCAGAUAUUGAUGUAGAGGCUCCAUCUGGUAAAAUUAACUGGCCUCACCUGAAAUGGAAGAAGCCCAAAGGCCCAAAAGCAGACUUAGACAUAGAUGCAGACUUAAACACACCUGAUAUAAAUCUCUCAACUCCAGAGAUUGAGGGUGACAUUGAUGUACCUAAUGCAGAGCUCAAUAUCCCAAAAGCUGAUCUUAAAGGCCCUAAUGUAGAUGUUCAGGGCCCAGAUCUCGACAUUGAUGGUCCAUCAGGGAAAAUCAACUGGCCUCAUUUGAAGUGGAAGAAACCCAAACUUCAUGGCCCCAAAGCUGACAUGGACCUUAAUGCAGAUCUAAGCUCACCAGAUGUUGAUCUUUCUGUUCCAAAAAUCGAUGGUGAGAUUAGUACACCAGAUGCUGAUCUGAAUUUACCCAAAGCUGAUGUUGAUGUUAAAAAUGCUGGCAAAAUCAAAUUCCCAACACUCAAAAAGCCUAAGCUCAGGCUUAAGUCCCCAGAUGUUGACCUUGAUGCUGAUGUGAAAGCACCUCAAGCAUCACUGGACCAACCUGAUGUUGAUCUCAAUAUGCCCAAAGCUGAUGUUGAUGUUAAAACACCAAAUGUAGACAUUGAGCCUCCAUCUGGGAAAAUCAAAUGGCCCACUCUUAAAAAGCCAAAAUGGUCACUCUCAGGUCCUAAUGUUAAUGGUCCAGAUGUUGAUCUAGAUGCUAAUGUUUCUGCCCCUGACUUGAGUGUCUCAGCUCCAAAGAUUGAUGGUGAGAUAAAUGCACCAGAUGCAAAUCUAAACUUACCAAAAGCUGAUCUGGAAGGCCCCAAGUUAGAUAUUAAUUCUCCAGAUGUUGAAGCUCCAUCUGGAAAAUUCAAAUGGUUGAACUUCAAAAAACCCAAAUUUGGCACAAUGAAGGGUCCAAAGGCUGACAUUGAUGCUGAUGUGAAGGUACCAGAUGUAGACCUCAAGGCACCUGAUGUGGAUUUGAGUGCACCAGAUGUUAAUCUUUCAGCACCAAAAAUUGAGGGUGGGAUUGAAGCACCAGACCUCAGUAUCAGCAUGCCUAAUGCUGAUGUAAAAGGUCCAGAUGUAAAUCUUAAUGGUCCAAAUCUUGACCUUGACCCACACGAUGGUAAGCUGAAUUUUCCAAAAUUUAAACUACCAAAAUUUAAAGGGCCAAAAGUCAAGGGUCCUGAAUUUGAUGCUGAUUUAAAAACACCCGACAUUGAUGCCAGUCCUAAUCUAGACCUGAAAGCACCAGAUCUGUCUUUGUCUGCACCAAAAAUUGAAGGUGGCUUUGAUGCACCAGAUCUUGAUGUAAAUUUACCAACGGCUGAUCUCAAAGGCCCUGAAGUAGACCUUCAAGCACCAGAGGUUGAUGCCUCAGCUGGAAAAUUCAAGCUACCCAAAAUAAAACUGCCAAAGUUUGGUUUAUCUGGACCAAGGGUAAAAGAACCUAAUCUCGAUGUUGAUGCUGACCUCAAAAGUUCAGAUCUUGAUCUCAGCACUUCAGAUUUAGAUCUUAAGACAGAUAUUGACGUUUUGCCCCCCAAAACUAACAUCAGUUUACCAGACUUCAGUCUUUCUACCCCAACGAUUAAGGGUCCAGAUGUGGACCUUAAUUUGCCCAAGGCUGAUGCAAGUCUGGAUUUACCAAAAGCAGACCUCCAGACACCUGAUCUCAACAUGAAAGCGCCACAUCUCAGCCUGUCUUCACCAAAAAUGGAUGGAAACCUCUCAGCACCAAGCGUAGAUGCUAAGUUGCCAAAAGCUGAACUGGAGGCACCAAAUGUGGAUAUCAAUCUGCCUAAAGCAGACCUCAAAGGACCUGAUGCACAAUUAAAAACACCAGAUGUAGAUUUUGAUCCCAUUCUGGGUGACUUUAAAUUGCCUCAUUUCAAGCUUCCAAAACUUGGUCUUUCAAGCCCUGAAGUAGAGGUUCCCAGCGUUCAUCCUUCAGUUGAGUCUGGAAUAGAGGCACCAAAGGUCAACAUAGGUACUACAGCAGAUGCCAACAUGUCUGUUCCUGCAGUAGACUUGAGCAUACCAAAUGUAAAGGGAGAUAUCAAAGGACCUGAACUAGAUGUGAAAGCACCAAAUGUUGAUGUCAAUCAUGAAAAGCCCAAACUGCCACAUUUCAAGCUUCCAAAGUUUAACUUUUCAGGGUCUAACAUAAAAACUCCAGAGGUUGAAGGAGAAAUCUCUACUCCUGAAGUGAAGACAAGCCUAAACACACCUGAACUGGAUAUCAAAGCUGAAGCAGAUGCUGAAAUCAAAGAUUCACCAAAAAGUAAGCUGAAAUGGCCGUUCAAAUGGGGAUUAAAGUCUGGUUCAGGUACUGAUGAAGAGGGAAGUGGUGUUGACUCUGAAACCGAUGUGUCUAAUGCUGAAGUGGAGGUUCCUGCAUUCAAAUUCCACGUAUUGCCAAAGAACAGCCUUGAUGGCAUCGGAGGAAUUGCUGAUUACUUAGGCUCAUCAAAACUUGACACACAGGAAAAGGAUUAUGUUGUCAGCAAAGGGAUCCGCUUGCCAAUAGUGAAUGCAACAUCAAAUACAGGAGAAAAGAUUGACAUUAUGGAGAGAUUAAAGAUAGCGAAAGAAAAAGCACCCUCAGCUAAUGUCUCACCAACUGAAGCAAAAACUGAUAUUGAUCUGAAGCUUGCCGCCCCGAGACUUGAUGUCAGUGCCUCUACAGAUGCAGGCGAUUCCUCUUUGGUGAGAGGGGGUACUUUCAAAGUAGAAAAGCCAGAGUCUGUACUCGGCCUGGUAACCCCAGAAAUCUCCACAUCAGAUGAAAAUGACAAAUUGUCAUUGAGCCUCUCCAAUAUGCUUGGCCUCAAUAUCAAGGAUUCAGAUGUUGACUGAUUGCUGCUAGUCCCACCUGAUGAAUUAAGCUUCAUUACUAAAACAUUGUAAAUACAUGUAACUUAACCAAUUCAAUGCCUUAUUUUGUGAUUAUACAGAGAGAAGUUAACUGUUUAACUUGCAGAAAACAGUGUAGUAUCCUUUAGUUCACGCUGCAGUAUCCUUCUUGUGUAAUAACUUUAGGUAGCCCUAAUGAACAAACUUGUUUUUAUAAUGUGUAUAUCCCUGUUAUUUAUAUGAGCUUUUUCUAAACAAUGAUUUGGAAGUAUGUUACUUAUUCAUGCCUGCCUCAGUAUUGCAUGUGAUCACAUUGAGCUGUUUAGGUUUUUGAACCGUGCAUUACUUUACCACAUUUUUAAAUGUAAAAAAGUGUGAGUGAAUGUAUGUUAAUUUUUUUGUUCAAUAAAUAACUCAAAUAUAAUCAAUAUACUUUACUAAGAUCCUUUACUAAUAUUAAAGAAUGAAAAUAAUAAAAUUGAUGACUUGGUUUGUAUCCAAAGUAAAGGCAUCUUUGAAAAUGG
Molecule: messenger RNA, 4825 nt
Organism: Larimichthys crocea (large yellow croaker)
Lineage: Eukaryota; Metazoa; Chordata; Actinopteri; Sciaenidae
Product: neuroblast differentiation-associated protein AHNAK
Exons: 6
Coding region: 216-4304 (1362 amino acids)
Biological process (GO): regulation of RNA splicing
Cellular component (GO): nucleus; cytoplasm
Source: RefSeq, a predicted model, not a curated record